AUGGGUUGUGUUUGCGGCCGACAAAGUGUGGUUAUACAAGGACAAAAGUUCCAUCUCAUACGGCAAAUUGGCGAAGGGAGUUUUAGUUACGUGUUUGAAGCUCGUAAUACAGCUGAUAGCCAUCGAUAUGCUAUUAAGAAAAUGUCUUGUCAUACGAAAGAAGAAGAAAAACGUGCUCGAGACGAAAUAGAAAAUUAUCAAAGAUUUUCACAUGAGAAUUUAGUUUCAUUACUCUAUCACGAAGUGAUACAAUAUAAGCCGGAUGCACAUAAUGGUUCGCUUCAAGAUGCUUUGAAUGCUCAAACGAAAUUUACGACGCGUGUUCUACUUGAUUUAUUUUUGAGUGUAUGCCAAGGCGUUCAAGAAAUUCACGAAAAGAGAAUGGCUCAUAGGGAUUUGAAACCAAGUAAUAUUAUGCUAGUUAAUAAUAUCCAUGGUGUGAUACUUGAUUUUGGCUCAAUGAUACCAGCAUCGUUUUCGAUGACGACAAGAUCACAAGCACAACAAUGGCAGGAUUGGGCUGAAGAAAAUUGUUGUGUACAAUAUCGUGCACCGGAGCUAUUUCAUAUAGAAACAAAUUCUUCAAUUACUGAAAAAACUGAUAUUUUUUCUCUUGGUGCAAUUCUAUAUGCAUGUUGCUUUGGUAAAGGUCCAUUCGAUGAUGUUUAUUCAAGAGGAGAUAGCGUGGCUUUAGCAAUAGCCAGUGGUCGUAUUGAAUUACCAGUACAAUCAUCAACUUAUCCAUCGGAUGUCAUUGAUACAAUGCUUGCCAUGCUGCAAAUCGAUUCUGACCGACGACCAUCAAUUCAGGAAGUUAUCGAUAAACUUUCCAAUUCAUCUCGUUGUACAAUGGAUAUAGUUUAA
Molecule: messenger RNA, 864 nt
Organism: Rotaria socialis
Lineage: Eukaryota; Metazoa; Rotifera; Eurotatoria; Philodinida; Philodinidae
Source: the annotation of a GenBank genome assembly